Porites evermanni is the source of this 6366-nucleotide messenger RNA. NCBI's taxonomy places the organism in Eukaryota, Metazoa, Cnidaria, Anthozoa, Scleractinia, Poritidae. The record is from the annotation of a GenBank genome assembly.
UUCGCAGAGCUACGCGAGGCUUUUUCUCUUUUUGACAAGGAUGGGAGCGGCACUAUAUCAAAUGACGAACUGGAGGUUGUAAUGAAGUCAUUGGGACAGAACCCAACUCAAAGCGAAUUAAAAAAGAUGAUACAAGAAGUCGACGUGGAUGGUAUUAACUACGUUUUUCUGAUGUUAAAUUUGUUUUAAAACGUUGCACCUUAUUUUUAAUGUAAACCAAAAAAGUGCUAGAUAUAGGCACGUCAAUAACAUGGUCAAACUGAAAGAAAGAUCCUUAUUAUCUCAGUAUAUUUAAAAUUGCUGGAACCAAGCAGUGACUGAAUUGGCUGCUGUCGCGGAUUAUUAACAAAAACACACACGUUUUAAGAGUCGUUCUUGGCGGAUACAUCAUUCACAUUUUAUGAUAUAGCUUCCAAGUCGAUCUAAUAUUUUGCUUGCCUUUGCAAAAUAUUUUGUGACACUGGUAAAUUUCCGGGUUUAUAUAGAAAAAACACGGAGAAAUUAAUCUCUAAGCGAAUUACUCCCCGUUGACAAACUUAUUAUAAUUGAAACUGUUCUAAAGUAGCUAAGGCUGAAACAACGAGCAACUUUAGAACCACUUUCCGGCUGCAAUAUCUGACAUAAACCUUUAUGAAACUGAAAAUACGUGAAGAGGUCAGUUUAUUUUCGUAAUAAAUGGCAAACUGAUGCAAAGCUGUCAUUUCAACUUUCAUACUCGGUUCAACCAAAUAAGUUUCAGAUUAGCAUGACAAAAGCUUGUCAUUGAUUUCUGAUUUCCACACACUUGUUCCGUUCUGAUGUGAAGCCAUCGAUUUUCUUCUAUAUAGUAACGUUUUCUUGGCUAUUUUAUAUAUAUUUUGAAAAGAGCUAACAAAGACGGCGAUUUCGGCCAAAUUUUCCUCAGAUUCGCUUAAAAUGAGAGCGUUGCCCAGUACUGGUUGCAAUUGGCUCGCGAGCAAAAAUAAAUAUCUUGCCCCCAAAGCCGGGCUCAACCACUGAGCUCAUAGUAUGUUACUUAACAAGUAAAAACGAACAUAUCAAAACCGACUGAAAUCCAUAUAAAAUCGUGUACGUUUGCAAAGGCUUUUUCAAUUAAGUGAUCGAUUAUCUAAUGGAGUAAACUCACGGCAACGUAGAAGGCCUUAAUUAAAAAGUUUAUAUUAGGGUUAGUACGUACGGAAAUGGGCAUCUUCCAUGUUUGCCUUAAAACGCCAUGAAGACUUUUUGCGGCUAAGCGGCAUAAGUUCAGUUUAUCAUCGUCCGUUGACAUAAAUAAAAAUAAUGGAUUGAUAAAUUAAAUUCCUCAAUUCUCUUUUGUUUUUAAGCCCAAUUACAUUAGGUAUAAAGUCGACACCCACAUAUCUAUUAAAAUUUAGCCUAAGAAGCAAUAGAUUGUUUUGCUGUUGUAUACUGUUACAACAGUUUUCGAUAUAAAAAGACAAGAUUAAGCGCUUACCCACGUAAAGUUAAAUUUAAUUAUACUGGAUAGCCUUCAAAAUGACAGCAAAAACUAGAUUUUAAUAGCUUUGAUUUUUUUUAUUAUUUAUUAUUUUUAUUUAUUUAUUUAUUUACAAAAAAUAAUUACAAAUACGUGUUCUUUUAACUAUUCAAAACUAUUGUCUUUUUCACAGCGGGCUGAAAAUAAUAAAAAGAAAAAAACUGAAUUCGUAAAGGAAAGAAGCGAAAUUAAAAGGAAAAAGACGGAAACCUAAUAAGUGAAACAGUAGAGCAGUAGAGUGUAGCUUAAAGGAACAGAUGUGAUACCUAGAAAAAAAAGGUCUCUCGUGAUGGAAAACAGUUGGUUCAAGCUUAGAUUAUCCGCGCCGGAAGCACGCCAACUACGAUCCAUCUUUAGUUUUAAAUUUUUUGGAUAUCUUCAGUGGCAUGACUUCCGUCCAAACGAUGUGGUGCUUUUCGAUUAAGGCGGCAGAAACUUAAAAACCUUUUGCUGGUUAUCUGGCAAGUCCCUCGAACAUUCUGUAAAAAACUGAAAUUUCGAUUCGUCCUUUUGAACUUGUCGAAACAUUAAGCUUCGAGCAAACUGCUGAAAAUCGGCCUGCAAUUCCUUAGUCUUAUAAAAAUGUUUUUUUAAAUUUAUUUUUGCUCCGAAAAUUAGGGCCUUUUGGGAUUUCGAGAGUUUUUUAUAAUCGACAUUGAGGACUCCGCUUGCGAACGUGAUGUCGGAUCGGAGACGGAGAGACUGGAGAGAGAUCAUCUGUUCGGAGCAUCCCUACCAGCGUACAUGGGAGAGAUAAACUGAAUGAUGAUGAUACGAACCAUUUAAAUGUGAGAACUUCAUUUUAAAGAAGUCUUAAUUCUGGGAAUUCUGGUUGGACUAGCACAAAUUAUGUUCAGUUUCUUUUAAAAAAAAAAACAUUAUAGGAGGUUAUUAUUUAUCUGAAAUAAUAUAAAAUGCGAACUCGUGAUGUCUAAAAGGUGUUUUUAAGAUUUUUCAAUCAAUUCAAUUACGGUCCGAGGAGAAAAUAGUUUCCUCUUAUUGAUUUUACCAGUGAAGAAGGAAGCCCUUAAGUCUAGCAAGCUAACGAUACUGCUGAUCAUAAACAGAAAAAUGAAAAUAGCACUGAUGGAAUAAUUAUAACAUAACGUGCCGCCCAUCAUUAAUUCAACCAGCGUGUUGACUAUGCACGGAUAGAGUACUGCGAUAAGGUCACGUUCAGAUUGAAUUUAUCAUUGAUAAUUGGCAUACAUUAUGGUAAAAACGUGAGUUGAAUAGAACGGAUGAUAUUUCCUCUCCGGUAUGAAUUUACUAAGUAUCUGCAAAACGAAGGGUUUGUGAAAAAAGAAAACGGACAAACACGCUCCGGAAAGAAAAGGAAAAAGAAAAGAUGACCCAAGAUCAGAUCAAAAAUCCGGAUCUUUGGGAUUUUUCUUUAAGGAAAGAAGUGAUGUAUCUAAAAAAGGAUUAUUCUUCAUUUAUUUCCAUAUAAACGACCCACAAUAUCAACGGUAUUUCGGAGAAAAAAUAACACGGCUACGGACAGUGUUGCUAGUUUGCCGAUCUUUCAUUUAGCUGAAGGAGACUGUUUUAGACGGGCCAAAUGAAGACGAGUCUUUCGGUUAGAUAUGCCUGGAAAAGUAAGUCUUGUAAGACGCGCCGGCGAAGUUGUGUAGCUGAAUUUUGUCCUUGUGAACUAGAACAAUGCCUGUUUGUUUUGCAAUUUUACCACCCAAAUAAAACGGACAAAAUUGAUUGUAGUCAAACAGCCGAUAUAUGUAUUAAAAUUGUUUCGUGUUACCACUGGCAGUAUUCAAUCUUUUUGGAUCCGUAGCAAAGAAGCGCUUCGGAGCACGUAUCCAAAAGUAUCCCGUUUUGAAUAUGAUCCAAAGAAUCCAUACGUCCAUUAUGGAUAAUUUGGAAAUCCGUUUUUGGAUUUUAGUAAAAGCAACGAACUAUCCGGUGGGAUAAAACGUCCGGAUUUGGAUUUUAGUAAAGAAACACAGCCUAAGGCCUGCAUCUAAGCCAUUUAUGGUUUUUAUGUACAUUUUCCAAAUUAAAACUACUGUCAAAGACAUCCACGAGAAAUGAUAGAUGGUAAACUAAACUAGCUAUAAACUAAAAAAGAUUUGAGAAAAAAAUGCAAAUUAUUUGGUCACGUGACCGAUUACGCUCUCUGUUGUUCGAAGAUGUAACCAAGGAGUAGCUCAAGUUUCUCUGCAUCUAAAAAUUGACCCUACAAAGUAUCUAAAAUGGUUCGAAGCGUUAAAAUUCGCAGGUGCAAUUGGUGUUCAUUGACUAGUGCCAGUUCUCCUCUUACUAGAACGUUCGUGAGGAGAAAGACUUAUUGAUCUCGUCUCAUUCCGACCGUUUUUACGAGAAGACUAUUAGUAGCCAAUUUUUUUGACCUACAAAAGGAAAACAGUUUGCUCUAAGUAUCUGAUGGGAAUGUCGACUCAAGGAUUUCUCGAUAAAACAGGGCGAGGCUGGUAACGUGAUUCAGUUAUAAACAAUUUUUGAUGGGCCUUAAAUUAUUAGUCAUGGGAUAUCUUAAAAAUACUUUACAUUACACCACCCCCCUUUAAAAAUUCUGAGCAAUCUGUCAAGAGCCAGGCCUUAACCUACUUGAGUACGAGAUAAAUUUCAUUGCGAUUUAAACAAUCGCUCCUCACUAGCUCUAUAGGAAAGGUAUAGGGGCAAGAGAUGAGGAUUUAAAUUUUGGUAUUAGAGUUUGAAGGGUUAAUUAACCCUUAAGAUUGGAUAUUAGAAAACCAGAUUUGACUCUCCCGAUAAAACUUGGAGUAAAUUGCAAACGUCAAGUCAAUGAUUUAUUAUUCUCAUGCAGAUAAAACGCUUUUUCUAAGACUCUUUGAAACUCGGAUAUGGCCUAUUGAAAUACUAGUCUGUUGUACUGAGUGAAUUGUAGGAAACCCAAUGCAGACACAAUCAAGUUCCUAUAGAUUCCUUCACAAUGUGUUCACGCCUUAGCAAUUUUCCUAGCCUCUUUUGUGUUUUUGACGUCGCUUUGUCUGCACUUAACUACUCAUUACAACUCUUAAUCUACCCUUCUUUGUUCACUUCCAAUAGUACAGACACGGUUUGAGUUGUGUUGAAAUAAAAAAGAGUUAACUUAACAUCGAUGUUAUAUCAGACUGAUCGACUUGGAAAUAAGGUGCUCAUGGUUAUUAGGCAAAAAGUCAAAAAAUGCCAGAACGAGACUAAACGUACCAAUAAAAUGAAAGACAUGAAGUUCAUUUAUUUUCCUUUCUUAUUUUGCACUUAAUUGAAUUGAUCCCGGAAGUCUGAGAAAAACAUCUAGUAUGACUUUCCGUUUUCAAGAUAUGGAAACCUGAAUAACUGUCUUAGUAUUAAUAGGUAAUCACAUGAUGAACAAGCACGAGUAAAUUUUUCAGAGACCAUCAAAAGUGCAGUGGGGCAAGCGAGCUCAUCUAAAAUUCUGGCGCAUCACGGCCUCGCCCAGCGCUUAUUUGGUUUACUCUCGCUCGUUGUCGUUUGCUUCCAUUUAUAUUAAGAUAAUGGGAAAAGGCCAAGGUCACUUGUAUUCUGUGUCUAUAUGAAAAUACAUAAUUGAUUUGGAUUGCAAGGAGCUGACUAUUUGGAUCGAUUAUUAAGACCUGGAUACAUCAACUUAAUCAUGAAAGGACGCAACAAUUAACCUAAACUUUCUAUUAAAAUUGUCCUUUAACAUUUUUUCCCUGGUCGCUCGCUUGGUCGCGCUGCGCGACCUCGUUGAAGCUCGCUUCCCUUGCUAAGACUUAUGAUAGGUCGACUUGUAGCAAGUGUACUGUUAACCGUCUUCUCAAGCUCAUCUCAGUCAGUUAUUUUUCCCCUAGGGAAUGGAGAGGUAGACUUCGAAGAAUUCUUACUGAUGAUGAAAAAACAAAUGAUGUCUCGAGACGCCGACAGCGAAAUGCUUGAAGCUUUCAAAGUUUUCGACAGGAAUGGGGACGGACAGAUCAGGUGAGAUCUAUAGACAAGAUGAGGUUCUGUCACAUUCCUCACCCGUAAAUCUCUUGAAUUAUGCUAUACCAUCUUCCGAAUUAGCGAAUUUGCGUUUGUGGUCUUUAAGGGUAUCAUUUUAAGUUCCUGCUUUACUUGGUCAUACUCAAACGCAGCUAUAGCCAGUUAAAAAGGCAGUUGUAGGGAACAGUCCUUCUUCAAUUCUUAUAAAAGUGGUCUUUGCCAUCUGGACUAACAAAUUACAGCUAUGUAUCUGAGUUCGGUAACAGAAUGUGGCCUCAGACGGGCUAAGAGUAAAAGAAAAAGAACGUUUUCUUAAUAACUUUCAAAAUAAAUGGCGAUUGUACAAUAUUUUCCAUUUGUCUUUGUUUAUAGUCCAGGCGAAUUAAGAAAUGUAAUGACGAGUUUGGGGGAGAAGUUGACGGAGGAAGAGCUUAGUGAAAUGAUGAAGGAAGCUGAUCUUAAUGGAAAUGGUUUUAUUGAGUUUGAAGGUACACUUUAGUAUUAAAUCUUAGUCUGCCCUGGUAGAGUACCCUUUGGAAUUCUUUGUGCGAAUAUACAACCCUUUUUUCCUCUUUGAGUGGAAAGUGGGCGUUUUUUUUCCCCGCUCUCUUUUACACAAGUAGAUGCUUGUUAGAUUAGCCCCUGAUAUUCGCCCCCCAGAUUAACCCCUGAUAUUUCCCCCCCAGAUUAGCCCCUGAUAUUCGCCCCCCCCGAUUAACCCCUGAUAUUCGUCCCCCGAUUAGCCCCUGAUAUUCGCUCCCCAGAUUAACCCCUGAUAUUCGCCCGUACAAUGUAGAUUAGCCCCUGAUAUAGACCAAUAUUAUUAUUGCACGAUGGUUUGUUUCAUUACAGAAUUUGUUCACAUGGUGUCAAAUAUUUCCAAGAACCCAGAAGGACCUCCUCAGUAUUUGCUGGCUACGAAAUAG